Messenger RNA from Rhagoletis zephyria (snowberry fruit fly), 726 nucleotides. The record is from RefSeq and is a predicted model, not a curated record. NCBI's taxonomy places the organism in Eukaryota, Metazoa, Arthropoda, Insecta, Diptera, Tephritidae.
ACAAAUACCAGGCUAUGGAAAUGAAAGCCACCACUUUAAGCAGCGUUGGUCCACUCGGAGGUGCCCGUGGUGCGAGUGCACGCGGUUUUGGCCCCUCAAUGGCGACAGUGUCCGGUCAGACGAGCAGUCUGCUCACCGUCUCUUCUUCGGCCUCCUCGCCAGCAUCCUCGGCCUCUUGUGCCGCCUGUCAGAAGCCCAUAAAAGAGCGGUACCUGCUGAAGGCGCUCGAUCAGCUGUGGCACGAGGACUGUCUCAAAUGUGCCUGUUGCGACUGUCGUCUGGGCGAGGUGGGCUCGACGCUCUUCACCAAGGCUAAUCUCAUUCUCUGUAAACGUGACUACUUGAGACUCUUCGGCACAACCGGAAUGUGCUCCGCUUGCAACAAGACAAUUCCCGCUUUUGAGAUGGCAAUGAAACUCAAUGGUGGCCGUGUGUAUCAUCUUGAGUGCUUUCAGUGCAGUCAGUGCAACCACAGAUUCUGCGUCGGCGAUCGCUUUCACUUGCACGAAAAUCGAAUACUCUGUGAGUACGAUUUUGAGGAGAUGACCGUUUAUGGCUCCAACAACAACAACAACAGUUCAGCAGCGACAUACAGCAAUCACAUUGAAAAGCUGAAGAAGCAAACCGAGUCACUUGCCUCCUCUUUGUCACCACCGCCGGUGGUCAAUGUCAACGACGAUGGCUCCUCUGGUUACGGGUCUCCUGACUCAAUGUCGCUCAGUGAUA